Molecule: messenger RNA, 1285 nt
Organism: Priapulus caudatus
Lineage: Eukaryota; Metazoa; Priapulida; Priapulimorpha; Priapulimorphida; Priapulidae
Product: anamorsin homolog
Biological process (GO): iron-sulfur cluster assembly
Cellular component (GO): cytoplasm
Molecular function (GO): iron-sulfur cluster binding
Source: RefSeq, a predicted model, not a curated record
UUGUUUUUUUCAGAUGGAGUAUCAAGCACAGGGAGACAAAGUACUUCUAAUCUGGGCAAGUGGAACUGACCCAGAGGCACUGAAAACAGUAGUACAACAGUUACAAAACUCUGUGGGUAGCCAAGGGCACGUCACUGUAGAAAAUGAUGAACGUUUGAUCUUAUCGAACCAUGCUGCCUCAGCUUUCGACGUUCUUCUUUCGGGCAUGGUGGGCUCUGUGGUUCCGGUGCACACUGACGAAACGUUGGCAGAGCUGGCACGUCUUCUCCGGCCCAGCGGCAAAAUCGUCAUGCGUCAUCCGGUGUCAGAGAUAGAGCGGGAAAGUUUGAUUACGAGGAGGAAGCUGAGUUCUAUGCUGAAGUUGGCCGGAUUUACAUCAAUCUCAGAGGUGAAACCCAUAGCACUAUCUACAGAGGACCACGCCGCACUACAGACUAGGUUGAAAACAGAUGUGUCCCUCGAGCUUGUAGAGAUUAGUGGAAAGAAGCCAAGCUAUGAACUCGGCGCUCAGACCGCACUGUCUUUUGCUCUCACGAGAUACUUCGCCUGUGCUGACAAACGACACAAUAGCUCACUACUUAUCCUCCGCUAUGUGUGGUCGCUCUCAGCCUCUGACGUCGUCGACGACGACCUCAUCGAUGAGGGCGCUCUAGCCGAGGAAGAUCUCGUGAAGCCCAACCCCUCCGACCUGAAGUGUGGAUGCUACUUGGGCGAUGCAUUCCGGUGUGCCAGCUGUCCAUACCUCGGCAUGCCUGCAUUCAAGCCUGGAGAAAAAAUUCUACUCAGUGGCAGACAACUUAAUGCAGAUGCCUGAUGAUAAAUGUUUCUUGAAUUGUAAUUGUGCUUUACCAAUUAAAGUUAUAUUAAGUAACUGGGAGUUAAAUAUCAGCUGGAUUGUACUUGCUAGUAUUGCACGCUAUCUCUUCACUAGUUUCUGGCUUUGCGACUGAAUGCCAGUCAAGAGAGCACAUGGUAACCAACAGUUAUGAAUAAUUGUUGUGUACACCCCUCAGUAGUCGAUGUCAUGUUUCACCCCUUUUAAAAUUAGACUCGUGUUAUGCAAGUUCUGUAGAAUUAUGCAGGCAUGAAAAUUUUCCGUGUUUCAACGGAUUUCCGCUUUUUCCCCCGAUCCCAGAAUUGUUUCCGCGUUUUCCGUUUUUUUCCGAGUUCACGUGCAGCAUUCGUAUUAUACCACGGGCAUAUGUACUGGCACACGGUUUAUCGAUCGUCUACUGCGGCUGGCAGCAAGCCACCUUAAGCCCGGCGCACACGUGAGUUAUUUUAC